UAAUGGAUUUACGUUUUCCGUUUUUUUUUAAAGUCCGUUCCCAGCGCACCUUUUGUCGAGCACCUGGCAAUGGCGGCUUCCUCCUCGUCCACCACCUCUCAGAUGCGCCCAAGCCCCCUCCGUCCUUAUUAAAGACCACCGCCGCCGCCGCUUUCCUUCUAUCCAACUCCCGCGAAUCCCUACCUACCUCGCGCGCCUUCGCUCGCUUGCGCCCGAACUGCCCGCAUCUCUCGCGGGCACAGACCCCCGUCCCGGUCCUUGCCUCUGCCGUUUCGUGGAACUUGGUGGCUAGUGGAUGUCCCUGCCCUUCCCCUCCCGCGAAUCCAGUUGAUUCGCAUCACCUUCGCGUCGUCAGGAUCCAGUUCGUUCGCAAUGUCGGCGGUGGCGCCACCGCUGUGCACUUGGAUCGUCGCCGCCUGCUUGUCUGCAACCUGCGUCGCAGACGAUGAGGGGAAGCAGCGCAACUACAUCGGCGGCGGGCUUUUCUGCACGCGCCGCCACCUUGCUGCGCGCCGCCGAGGCGGGGCACGCUCUGGAGUGCCCAUUGCUGUUUCCUUUCAUCCUGAAAGAGGAGCUGUGGAAAACAACAAAUCUGAAACCAAACAACGGAGGGUAGUUGUCACUGGCAUGGGUGUCGUGACUCCGUUAGGCCAUGAGCCUGAUGAGUUUUACAACAACCUUCUACAGGGUGUCAGUGGAGUAAGUGAGAUAGAAGCAUUUGACUGUUCCAGCUAUCCCACGAGAAUUGCAGGAGAAAUCAAAUCCUUCUCAACAGAUGGUUGGGUUGCACCAAAGUUAGCUAAGCGAAUGGAUAAGUUCAUGCAAUAUUUGAUAGUUGCUGGUAAGAAAGCAUUGGACAAUGGUGGAGUCACUGAAGAUAUCAUGAACGAGUUGGACAAAUCGAGAUGUGGAGUUCUAAUUGGAUCUGGUAUGGGUGGCAUGAAGGUUUUUAGUGAUGCAAUUGAAGCAUUGAGGGUCUCCUACAGGAAGAUGAACCCAUUUUGUGUACCUUUUGCAACUACAAACAUGGGCUCUGCAGUACUUGCGAUGGAUUUGGGCUGGAUGGGCCCAAACUACUCCAUCUCUACUGCUUGCGCCACUAGUAACUUCUGCAUUCUGAGUGCAGCUAAUCAUAUCAUGAGGGGGGAAACUGAUUUGAUGCUUUGUGGUGGUUCUGAUGCUCCCAUUAUACCAAUUGGAUUGGGAGGUUUUGUGGCAUGUAGAGCUCUUUCACAGAGAAAUAGUGAUCCAACAAAAGCUUCUCGGCCUUGGGAUGUGGAUCGUGAUGGGUUUGUCAUGGGAGAAGGGGCUGGUGUGCUUCUUUUGGAAGAACUUGAGCAUGCAAAGCAAAGAGGUGCAGAAAUAUAUGCCGAAUUUCUGGGUGGAAACUUUACGUGCGAUGCAUAUCAUAUGACGGAACCACAUCCUGAAGGGAAGGGGGUUAUUCUUUGUGUCGAAAAUGCACUAGCUGAUGCAGGAGUAACAAGGCAAGACAUUAACUACGUAAAUGCCCAUGCUACAUCUACACAGUUGGGCGAUUUGAAGGAAUUCGAAGCUCUUCGCCGCUGUUUUGGCCAGAAUCCUCAGCUAAGAGUAAACUCAACAAAGUCGAUGACUGGCCACUUGCUAGGUGCUGCAGGUGGAAUAGAAGCUGUAGCUGCUAUACAAGCUAUAAGAACUGGUUGGAUCCAUCCGAAUAUCAAUCUAAACAAUCCGGAGAAAAAUGUGGAUGUCAGCUUGCUGGUGGGAUCACAAAAGGAGAGAUGUGACGUGAAAGUUGCGUUGUCGAAUUCAUUUGGAUUCGGUGGGCACAAUUCAUCAAUUUUAUUUGCACCCUUUUGAGCUCUGUUGGUGUGCUAGCUUAUGGGUACGAUUGUGUCGUGGAACCGGAAUUUUGACAAAGCUCACUCAGUAGAAUAUAUUGCUACAUAGGUGAGCAAAGAAAUCAAUUAAGUUUCUUUUGUAUUGCAAAAUCAAAUAUAUCCCAUGCAAGUUAAUCCAGAUGUUGCACAUGCACAUAAGUCCAUCUUAUUUUUGUACCAGAUGUUAUUGGAUUAGUCGUGUGGGAACUUUACUGGGGCCACUAUGUUUUUAUCUUGCUGUUUUACCAGGCAGAUAUAAUGCUUGCUGAUGCAAAACUGGCUUGUUGCUGUAAUAUUUUUUGGCUGAAGGGUUGCAAAUUGCUGCUGUA
Hordeum vulgare subsp. vulgare (domesticated barley) is the source of this 2191-nucleotide messenger RNA. RefSeq names its product 3-oxoacyl-[acyl-carrier-protein] synthase II, chloroplastic-like. Lineage: Eukaryota; Viridiplantae; Streptophyta; Magnoliopsida; Poales; Poaceae. Bases 373 to 1842 code for a protein of 489 amino acids. The record is from RefSeq and is a predicted model, not a curated record. Gene Ontology annotation, molecular function: 3-oxoacyl-[acyl-carrier-protein] synthase activity. Gene Ontology annotation, biological process: fatty acid biosynthetic process. The transcript is spliced from 13 exons.